CAUGCGUUCACCAAGAUGGCGGUUAGGUUAUCACUGUUCAGUGAGCAAGGCUCUUUCAUAGCUGCGCCAUAUUAAAAAACUCUGAAAUAUCUCUUUAAUUUUAUACUUAGUGAAAGAAUUGCAAUUUGCGCUAGAAACUGUCCGUCUAUUUUGUUAAUUUUAUUAAAGUGAAUUUGAUAGACUGCGCGCGUGAAUUUGACGAUUUUGGGAAGUGAAUUAUGGGUAACGGCGACGACGCGAGUGCCUUUGACGUUUGCGAACCAUAUUGAAAGGCAUUUGGAGAAGUUUCGUUGUCAAAGAAAGAUUCAGUAGUGUUUUUCGGUGAACCAUGGUAUCGAGACGGAAGAUCCUGUCUCGAUCGAGGGACAAUCUGGUUGAAUCUCAAUACGAGGAUCAAGAUGAAGAGGAUGUAUGGUACAACCUCGAUAAACUUUACAAGGAUCAUAUACAAGAGGUACUGGACAAAUGGAACCAAAUAGACGACGAAAUUUGGGCCAAGGUAAUCGUCUUCGAAAGGAAUCGAAGGGUAGCAAAAGCAUACGCAAGGGCACCUGUUCUCACGAUUAAUGGAUCCAACGAUGGUUUCGAUGGCUUUAGGAUAGGAUUAUGUGGUUUUGAAAAUCCAAUGAGAGAUACAAAAACGGAGGAGGCCAAAAAGCACAUAAAUCAAGGUGUAAAGAUCAAAAUGGAUGAGCAAGGGAAUAUCUUAAUAAAGAGGUUGUGUAAAAAUAACGUUUACAUUAAAUCGACCAGUCAGGAAGACAACGCAAUUGGAGCAGAAAUUGCACGAAAUUCUCAAGGAGCAUUAGAACACGAGAAACCGGGGAAAGUAUUUGAUAUGAAUAAAUUUCAAACAAAUCUUUCAAGAGAAACAAGAAGAGCAUACCCUGACAGAAGAAGAUUGGAAAUGCAGUGUUUGAGUGCGAUUGUAUUUGUCAGAACUGAACCAGAUCUUCUACAGUGUCCUGUUUGGGUUCUCAUUGUAAAUGUUGUUGGUUUGGACAUGUUGAAGUCUAAGUUACCACCAGUUUUAGCGUUACAAAGGCCGGUGGAUAUUAAAAACCGUCCCAGGAUACCGAUUCCUGACGAAGAUCCCUACAGCGUAGCUGGGGUCUCAUCCUCCAUUGGAGUAUCUGAACCAUUUCCUCACGAUCGAGAAGCUAGAGAACAGAUUUAUGCUCAGUCGAGCAGCUGUAGACCAAGAAGAGCCGAAAGACCACCAAAACUGCCACCAAGAGAGAAUCUCUAUAGUCAUGAUAUACCUAAACCUGAUUACGAUGAUAUAGAGGACGAUUAUGCCAGGAAACCCGUAAUAACGAAUGAAGAUAAAAGAAGUAGGAACGAUGACAAGAAGAAAUACGACGAUCCGUAUUAUUGCGGAUUACGAGCUCGUGUUCCUAACUUUGUAAAAAUGGCGAAAAAUAGUAAAGUCUCGACAAGAGGAUACGCUAGACCUCCUCAAGCACCUGGAUAUGCUGCUAGCGGAUACGCGAGCAGCCAAUCCUCUCAAAUUUAUGGCCAUUUACCUGGGAAUCGUCCUCCAAUUAUGUAUCAUGCGCGCAGUUUCGAAAGUGGACUUGGUACUGGAACGUUUUUAUUCAGAUAGCAGAAACGAAUCACCAUAUAAUCAUAUAUAUGGAAGAUUUCCCGUACCAACCAGAGGUGUAAUUCCUCCUCCUACACCUAGAGCAAUGUAUAUUGGAGAAUGGGAUUAAAAAUAAAGAAAACUAACAAAAGAGGAAAUUAACGUAUAAACAAAGUGAACGUGUGAAAAAAGAAAGGCGAUAUCAUCAAAUAAGCAUAUAAGGAAAGAAAAGCAGACAUAGUAGAAGUGUGUACACCAGAUGAAGAUAUGUGUAAAUUAUAAGCACAAUAAAAUAAAGACUAUGUGCGAAAAGCUAAUAAUUAAGAAUAGAAAUACUAAAACGCGAGAGAAGAAAUAGAAAAAGGGAGAAUUGUUCUUCCAUUUGUACCUAUAAACUGUAUAUUGUUAAUGUACUACUUGAAAUACUCAAAUUUUUAUUGCAAUAAAAUUGUAGAACAAUG
This is a messenger RNA of Osmia lignaria (orchard mason bee), 2046 nucleotides long. RefSeq names its product expansion (gene exp). The record is from RefSeq and is a predicted model, not a curated record. Gene Ontology annotation, molecular function: protein binding. Gene Ontology annotation, biological process: regulation of DNA-templated transcription. NCBI's taxonomy places the organism in Eukaryota, Metazoa, Arthropoda, Insecta, Hymenoptera, Megachilidae.